UUCCGUUUCGCAGUUGUAGUCCCUGUCCUAAAGCGAGUAGACUUGUGCCUUUUUUUUAGCAAAUAAAAUAUAGUUUAAAUUUCUUUUUUGUUAAACGUUAUUAGUUGAUAAAAUGAAACGGACUGUGUUCAUAAUCUGGUUACUCGCAUGUGUGUGUACAGUUAGAAUGGAUAAUUUCACUUAUAGUUACAAAGAUGCGAUGCGCUGUAAAGAGCAUAUCUGUAGACACGGUUACAGUUACGAAACUUUCUACCGGGUGGACGCGAACGAAAUGAGGAGCAUCAACGUUGACCCUCAUUCAGUCUUCGAGAUGCACAUCGCGAUCCAAGCCGCCAGCAACGGACACAUAGUGCUCUCUGAAAUCCCUAAUCCUGGCGUCAGUGAUCCAGUUUACGAAAUUGUGGUCGGCGGUGGAGGGAACAAGUUCACCGAACUACGCCGCAACCUGCGACGCAAUGCCAAGAGCUCCGUCACCACACCCCAAAUAUUGUCCCCUAUAGAACUCAGAGGCUUCUACAUCAAAAUAUCUGAAGAUGGCCUGGUAGAAUUCGGUAGAGAAGGACAGGCACUACCUUUGAUAAGCUUCAAUGAUGUCGACCCAUUAUCCGUGAAGUACUUCAGCUUCGCGGCCUGGAACGGCGUUGAAGCCAAAUUCUUGUACGACUGCCCUAUACCCGGAGACACGUCUAUUGAAGACAUCCCUAACUCCCACCCAGAAGAGCCCAAGCUAACUCCUACGGACAAGUUAAAGCGGACUUUGCUAAUGGGUCGGCUUCCCUCUGUCCCGCCCAAUCCCGUCAUGGAAGUAAAACUCGGAUUUAAACUAACCAGCUUUCGGUAUAACACUUUGGACUCCAAAUUGACGACCACAGCGGCUGUUGUCGUGUCAUGGGAAGAUGAUAGCAUGGCGUGGAAUCCGGACAAAUUCAACGGAACCACCAACAUCAAAUUACGACAAGGCCAGAUUUGGAAACCCUCGUUCUACGUUUUAAAUUCGGAUGGAUAUGGCGCGAUGGAUUCAACGAAUCCGGAUACAAUUUCGUUGGCCAGCAGCGGGGAGGCGACAUUGCACUUUCAGACCCAAACGCAGAACUAUUGCUUCGAUACAACAACGACUUACAGCAGAUGGCCGCAUGAUGUAUACCAGUGUCUGAUCGUCAUAGAGCCUUGGGAGGCCCACGAAAACAUAAAAAUUGAAAUACUCGACGAGACUGAUGCGAAGUUCGAAAUGUUUUCAGAUAUUGACACUGUCAUCCAUAACGAAUGGCAAAUCAUGACAGAGCAAGUCACUCUUGAUUCAGCGAUGUGGAACGAGAUCAUCGACCUCAUCAACAGCGAGGAGGUUCUGAACACCCAUUUAAGUGACAAGAUGAUCAUCACUGUGGACUUAGCCAAAAACCCUGACUUGUACAACCUGGUGUUCUACGUGCCUAUGUUGGUCCUAAACACGUUCGUCUUAAUAUCGUUCUGGACGGAGCCACUGACAAUGUCAAGGAUAUGGUUCUACGUAGCCUGUGUGGUGUCUAUCUGUUUUGGACUCUGCUAUAUCGAUUAUUUAAUACCGAUUCAUGCGAUACCUACCAUAAUGGUGCUGUACGUGACGGUCUUGUUUGGACUAAUGACUGCUGUGAUGGCCAACGUGCUCCUAAUAUCGAACUUCGGUGAGGCGUUGGGGAAGUCGUCAGCAAUGAAACAAGUCCUGACCUGCGGCGUUGUACGAGCGGUCUUCUGUUUGCCUUCCAUGAAGAAAGCCGCCAAUGGGGAUUACUCGGUCCAAGAAGAUGAGGACUCUAGUUACAUAGUGGAUUCGCGGGAAGGCGUUGAAGAGAUGGAGAGGAGUGACAAAGAAAUAAAAUACGGUGACAAGGCCGAACUAGCGGUGGUCGUUGAUAAAAUCCUUUUCGUUGUCUACCUUAUUGUUUUUGUCGGAAUGUUGGCAGCGCAUUACUGAACUUUUUUUUUAAUAUCUGUGGUCAGAGAUCAUUCUGUCAUUGUAUAUUGUAUGAAAUUUGCAUUCAAUAAAUCCGUUAAGUUGGUAAUAAAUUUGAUAUAAAUCUU
Molecule: messenger RNA, 2058 nt
Organism: Bombyx mori (domestic silkworm)
Lineage: Eukaryota; Metazoa; Arthropoda; Insecta; Lepidoptera; Bombycidae
Product: neuronal acetylcholine receptor subunit alpha-5
Exons: 12
Coding region: 113-1951 (612 amino acids)
Biological process (GO): monoatomic ion transport
Cellular component (GO): membrane
Molecular function (GO): extracellular ligand-gated monoatomic ion channel activity
Source: RefSeq, a predicted model, not a curated record